Messenger RNA from Dovyalis caffra, 360 nucleotides. NCBI's taxonomy places the organism in Eukaryota, Viridiplantae, Streptophyta, Magnoliopsida, Malpighiales, Salicaceae. The record is from the annotation of a GenBank genome assembly.
AUGGCUUUGAGAGGUAUAUGGCAACUGAAAAGGCUGAUUGUGAGCUACUGUGACUGGGGAGGUAGUAGCAGGGGGAUCAGGGCCUUCAUAGAGUCAAAUCUGCCAGCAUUUAAAGAGAGCAAUCCACAGCUAGAGGUGAUUGCUGAACUCUCUCGUGGUCAGCAUCCAUGUUUGAAGGCUUUUUACAAGAACAAAAAUGAGAGGGUGGUAUGUGUGAAGAAUUUGACUUCAGAAGACGUACUUCUUCAUGCUACCAGGCUAAGGAAUGCAUUGGGAAGAAAAGUGAAAAAACUGCCAACAAGACAUGUGACCAAACACCCAAGCGUGCAGGGUACAUGGACAACUGAUGUUAGAUUUUGA